CGGGCCGGCGGGCGGACCGGGCCGGGGUUGGAGAAGUUUGCGCGGCGGCUCGAGAGCGCAGGGUGCGGGCCCCGCCGGCCGCUGCGCGCCCGCUGCCAUGGCUUUCCGCAGGAGGACGAAAAGUUACCCGCUCUUCAGCCAGGAGUUCGUCAUCCACAACCAUGCGGACAUCGGCUUCUGCUUGGUGCUCUGCGUCCUCAUCGGGCUUAUGUUCGAGGUCACCGCCAAGACUGCCUUCCUAUUUAUUUUACCUCAGUAUAAUGUUAGCGUGCCUACAGCAGAUAGUGAGACCGUUCACUACCACUAUGGGCCCAAGGACCUGGUCACCAUCUUGUUCUACGUCUUCAUCACCAUCAUCCUGCAUGCUGUGGUUCAGGAGUACAUUUUAGACAAAAUCAGCAAACGGCUUCACCUCUCCAAGGUCAAACACAGCAAGUUCAACGAAUCUGGGCAGCUGGUCAUCUUUCAUCUCAGCUCGGUGGUAUGGUGCUUCUACGUGGUGGUGACGGAAGGAUAUUUAACAAACCCAAGAAGCCUCUGGGAAGACUACCCACAUGUGUGCCUCCCCUUCCAGGUGAAGUUUUUCUACCUGUGUCAGCUGGCCUACUGGCUGCACGCACUUCCUGAGCUGUACUUCCAGAAGGUACGGAAGGAGGAAAUCCCCCGUCAGCUGCAGUACAUUUGUCUGUACUUGGCCCACAUAGCUGGAGCAUACCUCUUAAACCUGAGCCGCCUGGGCCUCAUCUUGCUGCUGCUGCAGUACUGCACCGAGUUCCUCUUCCACAUGGCUCGACUCUUCUACUUCGCAGACGAGAACAACGAGAAGCUGUUUAAUGCCUGGGCUGCUGUAUUUGGGGUCACCCGCCUCUUCAGCCUCACCCUCGCUGUGCUGGCCAUCGGCUUUGGACUGGCUCGCAUGGAAAACCAGGCCUUUGACCCCGAGAAAGGGAACUUCAACACCUUACUUUGCAGGCUCUGCAUGCUGCUGCUGGUGUGUGCUGCCCAGGCCUGGCUCAUGUGGCGCUUCAUCCACUCCCAGCUGCGGCACUGGCGGGAGUACUGGAACGAGCAGAGUGCCAAGCGGAGAGUCCCAGCUGCCCCCAGACUGCCAGCCAGGCUCAUCAAGAGGGAGUCUGGUUACCAUGAAAACGGAGUGGUGAAAGCAGAAAAUGGCACCUCCCCACGGACUAAGAAACUCAAGUCUCCUUGAGGGCAAAGUGCUGGAACAGGGAUCCUCUUGUGGGGGCCCAGCAGGGAGGGGGGGAGCCCGGCCCCCAACACUGCCUAACCCCUCCUAGUCCUGUUGCUGCCUCUCAAGCAGCAGGAACCUGUCUCUGAACAGGGCUUUUCCUCUUUCUUACUUCUUGGCUUUCUCUUCUUACUCUUCCAUAAACCAUUCUCAAUAAAACCAAAACUCUUCUUCUUUCUCUCCCUCAAGCCACUUCAUGUCCUCACCUCUGCGCUGUGUUGGGUUUUCUAGAAGCCCAGGCUCUCAUGGUUCUGUGUUGACUGGCCUCCUCUUUCUCUUCCUUCAUGGCUGCUUCCUUUGACUUUUCACCAUAUUGUGCAAUUUUUCUGUCUGAUUUUUACGAGAGGGAGCUCAAAUUGCAGUCCUGGCCAUCCGACACCCAGCAUCAGUCCCCAGGACCUGUCAGAGUCAGACGCCUCGUGCCCCGGAGCCUCUGCCCGGGGCUGCUUGCAGGCCCCUGGGGGGCCCCCCCAUGUUCGGGUGAGGAGAGGAGAGACCAGUCCUCUUGGAUCAUCAUCUCCAGGUGCUGAUUAACUGAGAUGUAUGAUUCCAGUUCCGCACACACCAUCUGGAGGCCCGGCAGCGCCACUGCUACUUGGAAAUGCCACAGCGUUUGGCUGUGGGGCAUGGCGACCUGGGCCAGAAAGGUGGUGGUAACUGUGUUGGGUCCCGUGACUCAAGACCGCUUCCCAGUGGCCGGUCCCGCACGGAGGCCAGUUGGCCCUCGCUCUGCCGGGGAGGUGCUGAAGGAGGACAAGUCUUCCCACCCACUAGAGCAGGAACAGAGCAACAGGCCUUUCUGGAAAGGUAACGGUGGCAGAGAUGAUGGAGUGGGAGCCCUAGGCCGUUCUUCAGCCCCAGCCCCAGCCCCAGCCCCAGCCCCAGCCGCUUUUUCAACCGUUCACCAGCAUUCAAAACCCCACCCAACCACAGUUACCAGAGCGGCCCGGCGGAUGCUGGCCCAAAGCCCAGAGCCAGGUGGCCCGGUGAGGGGCUGGCCUUGCUGCCUGACUUGUCUCUCCCGCUGCAGGAACACCAAGCCCCCCACUGGCCCCCUGGUGCCACAGGGAGGUCGCUGGGCUGCUCACCCUCUGGCUCAUCUGUUGAGUGUCUCUGUCGUCGUCAUCCUGUGAUAUUUGAGCACACCUGCAACAUUUUAGACCGUAUGAAAGCGGGACUCAGAAUGAUCUGCAGGGUAGAUGAGCAGACACCUGUGCCAAGGGGAGGCUUCCGCCUUACCCUCCCCUCUUCCUUCCCUCUGUUCCACCCAAAGACAAGGCCUCCAAGUCCAUACGGGGCCUGGGGAGGACUUCCAGAAGGGGUUAGGCUUAGUCCUAAUUAGGAACUCUUGAACUCUGUGCUGAGGUGUGGGGAGCAGGUCUUGGUGGGCGUAGAAAUGUCAGUUGAGGUGCUGGUCCUCUUUCUGACCUCAUAGAAGCCAAACCUUGGAUUAUUAUCCUAAAAAGGGGGAGAUGGGCCUUUUCAUCAGGGCAACUCCUCUCCUCCAUGUCACUUGCAUCAGAGAUUGAAUUUUCCAGUGACUGAGGGAUUUGUACCCAAACACCACUGUAGACCCUCCUCUCUCUGUCCAGGCUAAGGCUAUAGAAAUGGGAAGAUCUGCCCUUGGCGUCUGAUUACCCUUAGGAAGCAGGACGGCCUUUUUGGAGAUCUGCAUCUCUCCCAUCCUUCCCUGACACUUUUCUGGGCUGCAGAGCAGAAACGUUGCUAGGAUCAUGGCUUGGUACCAACCCAGCAGACCUGAGCCAGGACCCCUUAACUAUUUGGCCCAAUACCCCUGCCCAGGCUGUGGUUUCGUUCAAGCUCCCCACCUUGCCUGGUGAGGGAAGGGCGUUCAGCCAGCAGCCUCCAAAGCUGCCCCAUGAGCCUCCCCGCUCAGCCCAGCCCUCCCCUCCCCUUGGCCAUGUCCCGGGCAGUGUUCUGUUCCCUGCAAGGGGCCGCUCCCUCAGGUGAGCCCCAGCUCAACUUUGGCGGGUACGCUGUGACCUGCAGGCCGAGAGACAGGGCGAGCAGCUCAAGGCCUGCAUCAGGCAGCCUCCCUUCUCACGGCCAUAGGUCUAGGUGUUUGUUGCCAGAGGCCACCUGGCUCUGUGUUCCCGAAGUGUCCUGCAAGCUUCUGGCGCUGGGGCAGGUGUGAUUCAGAGGUGGUACUGCUGCCCCAGGGACUGGGGCUCUGUUUCUUAAAGGAUAGGGUGUGUGCAGGGAUGAGGGUUAGUAAGAUUUUUUUUCUGCCGUGUCAACACCCCUGAGACCAUGAGUAAGGCUAGCGUGUCACCAGCUGGGCCUUAGGAAGGAUCGGAGGGGAAGGGGGGAUAUCAGUAAUUGGAGGGAGCUUUGUCACCCUUCUGGCAUCCCGGCCACAUUUAUCUCUGAGCAGAGCCCAGGCUUUGGCAGGCUGGCGCAGCAGGGUGCCAGGGGCCCAAAUAACCCCAUCGCAUCCUGUGAGCUUGUUGUGCUGGCUUGUCCUGAUUUGGCCACCUUGGCUGUCGUCUUCAGUCUUAAACUCGUGCUCUCCUGUUCCCAAAGUGCCGAGCCAUCCGUGAGGGCCCUGUCGGAUAGCUCUGAGAUGCUAAUCUACCUCAGCAACAGCCGCCUCUCUCUAAACAUCCCUGACCGGCACAGGCUCGGGGGGAGGCCGAGCAGGUGGCCGUGGCAGGACAGACAGGCUGUGUGGUGUGGGGGGAGGACCUGGGGCUGCUGAGGUUCAGUGGUGGGAAAGCUAUUUUUACCAUCAGGCUCUGAUAGCUGCACUAUUAAUAAGUUACAUGUGUUCUUUUUGAAGGUAGGGGAAGGUUUGAGAGGAAAGAGGGAGCAGGCAGGGCCAGGAGGGGAGCUGCUUCUCCCCCAUUCUAACCGUGUGUGUGCGCGCCACCAGACCUAAAUUGUUGCCGAGAACCUUUUGUGUUUCUGUCUCAAGGCAGCGCUUGAAUUUCGGAAACCAAAAUAGACCUUGUGCUCUGGCCACCUUUGCAGAUGCCGCUCUUGACUGGAAUCCCUUGGCCUCCAGAGACCCCUGAAGCCUGGCUUCAGUGUUCUUUCAGGGGAGUGUGCGUCUGGGUUUUCCUUUAGGGACCUCCUUCCUCCGUACCCUUUCACUUUUUUCCUAAAUGGUGAGGGAGAGGAAGAGGCAGAGAGUACACCCCCUCCCAAGAUUCCACAAGAGAAAAUUCUGUUCCCUGGAUGCCUUUUUAAGUUUUCAGUGGCUUGCCAGGUCCCCUGUGGCUCGGGAAGGUUUGGUUUGGAUAUCUUGCACAGGUUUCAGCCUUCCCAGUCGGGUUUUCCUCCCCUGCUGACCCAAGCGAACAGACUUCGUUGGCGAAUGUUGUUGCCGCCCUCUGCUCUUCCCUGCUGGAGGCGGGACAACAGAGUGGUCUUUCUUCCCUCCCGCUGCCUCCCCUGCCUGCAGCCCUGCUCCUCCGAAGGGACUCUGGGUACAACUGGGGAAGCGGAUCAUUGUCCGAGCGUGUGAAACUUCCGUGGGACCCCUCUCCGGCCCCCGCUGGCCCAGGAAGCAGCCUUCACCCUCUUGCUUUUCUCUGGUUCCCACCGGCCUAGUUUACCUGCUGCUCCUCGUCUGCUGCCUCCCCUGCGGCCCGCUCCCUCUUGUUCUAGAGGUCUCAGAAAAGCACUGGGACUGCUGUGUUCCGUGCUGACCCUGUGCUCGGCGACCCAAGAGUGCUUGUCCCAAGCGGGCCCUCCUCCUCUUUGUGUACGAAGUGCCUUACUUGCCGUGGGGCCUCCCAGCCCCCGCGCGUGCUGUGUGGCCAACCCCACCGGGCAGGCCUCUGGGGCGGGUUGUCCUCUGCAGCCAAGGACACUGGACCCCGGUACAUUCCAUGUAAAAGGGACACGGAUUGGGAGUUUGGCCUCAUUUGUCUCCGUCCCCGCCCCCCAUGGUGGUGGGGUUCAUGGUAUGUUCUAGGUUUUGUUUUGGCCCACACGGGUGGCUGCAGAAGCCUUGAGGGCCCGGCCGCAGGCACCUGCACGUCCUACCUGUGGAGGGAAGCCCAGGGGCCUCCGGGGGCACAAGCCCCCUCUCGGCCAGUCCUCCCAGUGCGCCUCCUCCCCAUUAAAAAGAACAGUAGCCUGGCUCUAACUUCUUCCAAUCUUUUUUGCCUCCUAUUCAACCCACAGUUGGUAAGAUCAAGGUGUUUACUUUUACUUCCCAGUCACAAGUGUUUGCUCCCAGACCCCAGUCUGACGGUGGGUCUGGUUUGGUCGUUGCAGAGUUUCUCGGCGCUCCUAACUCAGUGUUACCUAUGUUAGCAGCCGCAGCUGCCCGCCACCCCCUUGCUCCUCCGGGUUGUGCAAUAACUCCCCCAGCCCGUGGUCUUCCACAGGCCCUGCUGUCCCUAAGUAACCUGCAGCCGGGAAGGGAAGGGGCCCGUGGGAGGGGGGGUCGUCCUCCCCUACCGAAGAAACGUGCGCUACUUUCCCUUCAUCGCGGUCAUCUCUCCAUCCUGAGUGGGUUUCAGUGGCACUCUCCUAGAACAGUGUAGCAUCGCCUUAGAAGGCCGUAGAUUUUUCUUAAAUCAGUUGAAAAGGAAAAAAAAAAACAUUCUUAUGAUGGGGCAUUAAAUAAAUCCGUGUCUGGGAAUAAGAUCUCUUGGGACACCUGAGAUGUCACCGUCACUCUAAGAGCAUUCUAGAGUUUCUUGUUCGUGUGGAGAGGAAGGAGGUGGUUCUGAGGGGCAGCCAUGCGUGCACUGUUCACUGACAGGGGCUGGCUGGGGCUGAAAGCUCCGCUGUGUCCUUGGGUACGGAUUCGAGUGUUCAUGUGAGGAGACCCCCACACCUCAUUUUUCAGUUCUUUUGUUCAGUAAACACCUGAAGGAUGAGCUGAGGCUGCUGGUGCCGUGAGCAACUCAUAAUGCAAAUGUGGACAAGUCUUGUUUUUCUAUUUUAGCCUGUUCAUGUCAUGGACCAAAUUUCAACUAGGAACUCAAGGAAAAUUUGUACCUGCCGUAUUUAUGCUUUCAUGUAAAAGGUGGGGUUUUUUUGGGCGGGGGUGGGGGGGUCUUUUUACUUUCAAUGAACUUUUUUCAAAAGCCUUUUCCACUGUUUCUGUCUGGUUUUAAAACAAAUUACAGUUUUGUAUGGAUUUUUUUAAUGUACAUUUUGAAACAAAUCAAAUAUUUUUGAAAUAACUGAAUAAAAGGCAUAGAAUUAU
Messenger RNA from Callorhinus ursinus (northern fur seal), 6437 nucleotides. It is a transcript of the gene TRAM2, whose product is annotated as translocation associated membrane protein 2. Gene Ontology annotation, biological process: SRP-dependent cotranslational protein targeting to membrane, translocation; protein insertion into ER membrane. Gene Ontology annotation, cellular component: endoplasmic reticulum membrane. NCBI's taxonomy places the organism in Eukaryota, Metazoa, Chordata, Mammalia, Carnivora, Otariidae. The record is from RefSeq and is a predicted model, not a curated record.